AUGCAGUCACCGUUAAGCUCUUCAGGCACAUUGCUGGAAAGAGAGAAUAAUAGAAGAUCCAAUCAGGCAAGGAGGGUCCACUGUAAGAGAUCAUCAGCAUGGGCUGAUCUUCCGGAGGAACUUCUUGAGAUUAUUUCUAGAAGUCUGAAUAUAGUAGACUAUCAAAACCUUGGUCGAGUUUGCAGAAGCUGGAGAUUGUUUUAUUCAGAAUUUAAGCAGAGUUUUCUGACAUCUCAUUCACCACUUAUUGUUUAUGCAUCAACACGAGCCAAGAAGUAUUGUUAUUUCUUUGACAUAGCUACUCGAAUGAAAUACAAGACUAAGCUGCCUCGACAUAUUUGCAACUUCAAAUUCUGUCUUGGUGUUUCAAGUGGAUACUUAAUCAUGCUCUGUCUCAAGACAAACGAUGUUUCAAGGGAUUAUUUAUGGGUUAUAAAUCCUUUUACAGGACAUCAAAUCCAAUUCCCUUGCAUGCCCUGGCCUCAUUGUAUUGAGGAUUAUCAUGACUCUUGCUUCUCCCGAAGCAUCUUUGCUUCCUUCUUUGCUUCCUUUGGGUCACAGGGUCAAGAUUUUCUUAUUAUGAUUCUUUCUAAGUAUGUCAAAGUCUUGCAGUUCUGUAUAUCUAGAGAUAACAAGUGGAAACAAUACCAUUAUUAUAACAAGGGUGGGCAUAUAUUGGAUAUAGUUGUUUUUGAUGGUCGGAUAUAUGUUAUAAACAGUGAUUCUAGGAUUGGGAUAUUUAACCUGAGAUAUUGUGAUUUGAGGUUUUUGGAACUGAAUUUUGCACCUCGUUUCGGCAGUCAUUUUGAUAAGUCGAUUAGGUUGGUGGCUUCAAAUGGUCAGCUGUUUGUAGUUGAUUCUCCUAAAGUUUACAGAAUAGACUUGUCAAGGAAGGAAUGGGUGAAGGUGUAUAAUUUAGGUGAUCAAGCUUUGUUUCUUGGCCAUGGUGACAUGAUGUGUUCCAAGGUAAUUAACCCAUCAAAGUGGGGAGGACAAAGCAACUGCAUAUAUGAUUUAUUCCCGUUUAACAAAAAGGAGCCAUGGAAAACUAUUACCAGAUAUAAUUUAUUCCCGUUUAACCACCAGGAGCCACGGGAAACUAUUAUUGUUGAUUUCCCACAGAAAGGGGAAGGGAAAGGUUAUGCUUCGACCAAAAUAUGUUCUUGGUAUUUUCUACCCGUGUCAAGCAGUAUUGAGAAUGUAAGGGAUGAGUAG
Molecule: messenger RNA, 1215 nt
Organism: Pistacia vera
Lineage: Eukaryota; Viridiplantae; Streptophyta; Magnoliopsida; Sapindales; Anacardiaceae
Product: probable F-box protein At4g22060
Exons: 2
Coding region: 1-1215 (404 amino acids)
Molecular function (GO): protein binding
Source: RefSeq, a predicted model, not a curated record